Nilaparvata lugens (brown planthopper) is the source of this 6954-nucleotide messenger RNA. RefSeq names its product dual specificity tyrosine-phosphorylation-regulated kinase 4 (gene Dyrk2). Gene Ontology annotation, molecular function: protein serine/threonine kinase activity; protein serine/threonine/tyrosine kinase activity; ATP binding. The record is from RefSeq and is a predicted model, not a curated record. The coding region runs from base 308 to 2662 and encodes 784 amino acids. The transcript is spliced from 12 exons. Gene Ontology annotation, cellular component: nucleus. Lineage: Eukaryota; Metazoa; Arthropoda; Insecta; Hemiptera; Delphacidae. Gene Ontology annotation, biological process: peptidyl-serine phosphorylation; peptidyl-threonine phosphorylation.
AACACUACUCCUCGAACCACCGUAGUUCAGGCCAUUUGGUAUUGUCAGUCGCGUCGGCUGUGUGUUAUUUCUCCAGCCAGUGCAGUUGGUUUGUGUUAUGCGUUUAGCUAGUUCCUUCCAGUGACUGGUGCAAUUCUCUGAUUUCCUCAUCAAACUUUGUGCGAAUAUAUCGUGUGUUAUUUCUUCUGCUUGCCGGUAUUUGUGCUUUCCACAAACACUUUGAACGGAUUGACUGCAUGCAUUUCUCAUCUGAACAAACACUGGAACAGUUGAUCAAGAUUUAAGUUUAUGGUGCAGGUGAGAUGCAAUGUGGCUGGAGAUGACGCCGGUCGGCUACUGCGAGGGAGGCGGCUGCUCGACAGGGGUGGCGACGGGGGCGGGACUCAGGCACUCGGCCUCGUUCAGCUGCUUGAGCGGGCACGGGGGCGGUGGAGGCGGCAGACCACACCGGGCACGAACGGCCACCUUGCCAGCGGCAGAUACUGACUACGGAUUCGUGCGGGGGCCGUACAAGUUGCGGCACGGUGUUGUGCCCGAGGAGGACGAGACGGGGGGUGGCAGAGUGAGUGGUGGCAACAGUGGUUCCAUCAGAGACGUUCUGCUAAAGAAGAGUGCCAGUCUGCUGAGUCCGACCGCCUGGUGGUCAGCGCGGAGAACGCGUGCCUCCAAGGACUCUGCCCCCAGGGACGAGCCGCCCCCAUCCGACCAGCGCCGCUGGCGCAGCCUUGGGGCCCUGCUGCGUGCCCCCGGCCCCCCACCACCCCUCCCCAUGAUGCACCAGCCGCCCGCUCAGUCAUUCUACCUCCUGGACGACUUCCUGCGUCCGGCUGGGUCCCGGCGCCGAGACAAGCCCAACACUUCCAGCUCCGACUCCCUGGAGCUGUCCUCUCCGGUGCCACCCCCCGUGCCCCCUCCCCCACCACCCCUGCGUCUGCUCGGCUACCGCAAAUCCUGCGAGUGCGUUCAAUGCGGUCGUGGCCGCGACUACGCCCUGCUCAACUCUCAAACGAGUCCGGGCUCGCUGCACCUGAGCAAGGACUUGUUGGCCAAGUACAAGCGGGUGUCCAAGUCCGAGCAACCCCAGUCCCAGCAGCCAGUCCACAAGCUCAAGAAUGCUAUGCCAGCCAAGAGCAGCGCAGAGCUGCCCGCACUGAAGAGUGUGAUUCGCAACGGGAGUAUAGGCCCUGGCAACAAGUCGGAGUCAUCCAGAUCCACUCCGGUGCUGAAUCCUGGGUUCCCGCACCUCAACAACAACCAGAACAACGCCAACAACAACAACAACAAUUCCACCACUCACAACAACAAUAACAACUCGAGUCCACCGCCGAACCUGCACGCCGACCGGUUGGACUCCUAUGGACGACGCCUGCCGCUCUCGCCUAGUGAGGUGUUUAAAUACUACGGGAGUCGGGUGACGGUCUAUGAACGAUUUGAAAUAGUUGACUACCCAGAGAUCUGGUACUUGGGUUUGAAUGCUGCCAAAAUACAAGGAAAAGAAGGCUCCAUUAAUGAUGGAUAUGAUGAUGAAAAUGGAAGCUACAAUAAGGUUCUACAUGAUCAUAUAUGCUACCGAUAUGAGAUCCUUGAAGUCAUUGGAAAAGGAAGUUUUGGUCAAGUGAUUCGAGCUCUCGAUCAUAAAACUAAGCAAUAUGUAGCCAUCAAAAUCAUCAGGAACAAGAAACGAUUCCACCAUCAGGCACUGAUUGAAGUGCGGAUAUUGGAGAAUCUGAGGAGGAAGGACCCGGAUGGCACUCACAAUGUCAUCCACAUGCUCGACUACUUCUACUUCAGAAAUCACCUCUGCAUCAGUUUUGAAUUGAUGAAUCUGAACCUGUACGAACUGAUCAAAACAAACAACUAUCAGGGCUUCAGUCUGAGUUUAAUCAAAAGGUUUGCUCUCUCUCUGGUGCAAUGUCUUCGUCUCCUCCAUAAGGAAAACAUCAUACACUGUGAUCUUAAACCCGAAAACGUACUAUUAAGACAACGAGGAAGCAGUCUAAUUAAAGUGAUUGACUUCGGAAGCUCUUGCUAUGCUCACCAACGGGUCUACUCAUACAUACAGUCACGAUUCUACAGAUCUCCAGAAGUGAUUCUUGGUCUUCCAUAUGGCACACCUAUCGACAUGUGGAGUUUAGGUUGCAUACUGGCCGAGCUGUACACUGGCUAUCCUCUGUUUCCUGGCGAGAAUGAAGUGGAGCAGCUGGCCUGUGUCAUGGAGGUUCUUGGUGUUCCCCCCGAACAUGUCAUCAUGAACGCUUCAAGAAGAAGACUAUUCUUUGAUUCCAAAGGCAACCCCAGAUGUAUAACGAAUAGUAAAGGCAGAAAGCGAAAGCCUGGAUCGAAGGAUAUUGCAUCAGCUAUUAGAUGUAAUGACAAGUUGUUUGUUGAUUUCGUCAGCCAAUGCUUAUGUUGGGACUCAAAGAAGAGAAUGACGCCGGAAGAGGCUCUGCGACACGAGUGGCUGAAAUCGUCAUCGUCAUCGUCGUCAUCAUCAUCAUCGUCAUCGUCGACGUCGCAGUCGUCGCCGUCUGCCAGUAAUCAGCAGCCGACGCAGCAGCUGCAGACGGCCGUCUACCGGACGUCUAGCAAGGCGACGCCGUCCAAGGCGUCAGUAGCCGACCAUGCCGACCAAUCAGGCGCCUUCCUGCCGCCCAUCCUAUGAGGCAGCCGACGCCCCUCUCUCUCUGAUCUCAUAUUGUGAUGGUGACUGCGAUCUAGUCGCCUCCAAAAGCCGAUUCUAAUCAACAAAAACCACUCACAGAGACAGUGACAAAGUAAACUGUAGUCACCAACUCAAGGUCGCAACUCAUAUUAAAUUCAUGUAACUAUCAAAUAUUGUGUCAAUUGCAACUCAACAGCCCUGUUACUGAUGAAGUGAUGAUCCAAUGGUCUAAUUACUGUUCGAACUCGUGUAUUAUAACUGCAGACCAAGUAACUGACACUAUAGUUUGGAAAAGGCCUGAGACUGCCACUGUUCUGUGUAGUCUAUUGGUUAAGUUAGAUCGGUCAAUUUGUUGGUGGUGUUCUACUACUUAUUGUGAUGGCGAUCAACUCUCAGCAACGUGUUGGUCUUGUCAUACGUGUUUGCAACUGACCACAAAUUCACAUUGAUUUGCUUUAUUCUCUCAGAAUCAAUGUAAACAUGAGAAGAAGUUGGAAGAUUGUUAUCUAAUCAGGUAAGCGCAACUUGUUUGUAGUUGGAAAGAGCUUCACUGUAUUGGCUGCUACUAGUCCAUCACAAAUGGAAUAUGUAUUUCUUGUAAUUGAUUGAACCAAUCCAACUUGGCUGUAACUAUUGAAAACUGUACCUAUUGCAAUAAUUAAAAACCGUUUUUGUAUUAGCACUCAAUUGUAGUGAUUCAAUGAAUUUAUUGUUCAAGUGACACCAUAAUAAAUUUCAACUUAUUAAAUUGUUUGAUUUCAAAAACCAUAUUCUUCUAUCAGUACUGAUUACAGGCGAAGAAUUCCAAGAAUAAAAUCAAAUUGACCUUUAAAUCUUUUUCAAAUCUUCAACUUGAGGUUUCAUGACCCAUGCAAAUGAAAUGUAUUCUUUUACUUCAAGUCUUGAAUGUGCAAUCUAGUUUUGAAAACCAAUAACCUUGUUACGUCCAAGUUGGACUGUACUUAAAAUGUUCCCUGUCUGUCAUACUGUGUAUUUCUAUUUCCUCUGAAAUUGGAAUACGCCAACUUUUGUACUAGAAUAACAUACGUUGAUGUUGUUGUUUAUGUAUGUUUAGCUAUGUAACGUAUCAGUGUUGUGGAGUAAUGUUAUUGGGAUUGAAAUAAUCAGAUUCGAAGUUUCUGUGUAAAAGAAAUCCGUAUUUGAUUCAUUCUGAUUUUCAGAUUAUAAAUAAAAAUCUCGUACUAUUUUCUAUUAGUAGAUUUACAAUCCACUCCUUUCUCUUACUGGAAUUAAAAAUAAUCUGAAACAUUUGCUGUACAUUUGAUUGAAAUUGAUAAAUAUUAUAGAAACGCAUGCUCUUCUCUAUUACAUUUUUGCUAAUUACUGUAUUAAAAAGAGAAUUGAAAAUUCUAGAACAUUCUAGUCUAGAGUUUUAUCAAUAUGGCAUUCUGGAAUAUUCUAGUCUAAAUUCAUAAAAUAGAUUCACAGUCUAAAUAAAUAUAUAGACGGUGAACUUUUCUUGCUUAAUCAUAAUCAUUUGUUGGAUUUUGUAUCAGGAAAGAAUGAAUAAUUCAAUGUGAAGAGGUUCGUGUCAGUUGUAAUAUGUUCAAUUGGCCUUAACAAUGGAGUGUGAUUAAAUUAGAUCAUAGAUGUAUUACAGAUAAAUAUUCAGGUAGCCUAAAUAUUGUUUAAUAUUAAGUUAUUUUUAUGUAGUUGAAUUGCUCUCAAUUAACGUGAAGUGAAUUCAAUGUGUAGUUGUUAUGAUGGAGACGAAGAGCUCCUGUUACCUUCCAACAGCUCUUCAAUGUAUAACUGACUAAUAUUUUCAAGUAGCCUGAUUUGAUACCGAGUAGUCAAUUUAUAAUUCUCGUUUUAAAUGUAUUUUCAUAAUUCAACACAUUACGUUCUAUGUUUGUUUGAUAUUUUACUUUUAAUUCUGAAGCGUAAUAGACUUUGAAAGACUGAAUCCAUUUUCAAUUUGGUUGAAGCAUUACUUAUACUUAAACAAUAAUUUAUGUUUUUAAUUUCUAACAAUAUCGUCAAAUUAUUAAACUAUCGAACCUCAAUAAACUUUAACUCAAUAAACAGUUGACUUUCAGUAUGACAAUACUCAACUGAUUGAACCAGCCACCAGAGUGGAAGAGUGGAAUCACCUCACUCUAAAUAAUAGCCGUUGUAUAUAGAAUAGGUGUGUAAAUUAUAUCGUACCAUGAUGUUGAUAGUAAUUCCUUCCAUUGUAGAAUUUUUAUAUUUAAUCAAAUAAUAUUCUUACUGAGAAAUAGGGGAAAUUAUAGUUUUAAUAACCAGACUGAUAUGAUUUGUGAUGUAUCGUGAAGGCAUAGUUUAUAAAUUAUCCAAUUUUAUUUGAAUUCGCAGUUUUUAAUAUUUGUUGGGACAAUCAUUUUUUCAAAUGUCUUAAAUUAUCUUAUGAUAUUAACGUCAUUCAUUAGGUCAAUUCAAAAUUAUGUUUAUUUCCAACAUCAAUUAACGUCCUUCUAUCGGAAAAAUAUGUACAUAACUGUAAUUUAUGGUAUCUAAUAAUAUUUAAUCUGAGAGUAUUUGAAUCAGAUUUGUUAUUUGGAUGGCAAAAAUAUAAAUCGAUAAAAAUAACUGUUAGAUUUGUAUAAGACUAUUGGCAUUGCAAUUGCUUCGGUUCGCCGCAAUAAAUCUCUUAAUAACAAGGAUAAAACUGAUCAAUAUUUUUUUAUUCUUUCCAAUCAUUCAUUGAGAUAUCAAUUUAUCGUUAACUCUAAUCAUACAAAGGUUGAUACACAUUUGACAGAAACAUGCUAAAUAAGAUAUGAAUUUGAAGAGUCCAGUAAUAUGAGCAUAUAAACAUCACUCUUAACAUUUACAGCACUCGACUCUUAUUUUCCAAAUUAUUACUAUUUAUACAUUUUGAGGGAUAGUUGUUAUUGGGAAGAUUAUAAAAAGUUUAUCAUGAAAAUUAUGUAUAGAUACAUUAUUAUAGAUUUGAUACAAUAUUAUGCUCAAAUAAGAAAAUUGACAAAAUUAAUAUCAUUAGUAUUUUUCCAUUCUCUUAUAAUUUAAAUAUUAUGUACAGGGAUCAGGGAUGUAAAAUUAGUUAUUUGAAAUUGGAAAAUUACUGAUAAAUUCAGAUGAAUACUGUAGUAUUGGUAGGCAUGCAAGUAAAAUAUCAAUCUUUAUAAAAGAUGAUUUUUUUUAAAUUAGACAAAACUGAUGUGUUUAUUUUAACUUUCAACUCCAUUUCCAGAUAACUGAUUUUGAACAUCUCUGAUCAGUCUCAAUCCUAGUUGCUUCAUGGGUUAGUUAAAAUCAGCAAUGAGCAUUUACCUAAUAGUAUACAAUGAUAUUGUGAUAUAGUAUCCAUAAAGAUAACAAUAUGUUGUAAAAAUCACUUUAUAAAAACAAGGGCUAAGGCCUGUUUCAGAACAUCAAUAACCGUAAUUAAAGUUCGAUAAUUCAAUAUUCUGCCUACCGUUGUUUUUUUAAAGUGCUAUUAACUACUGCUUAUUGAUUGUAACUCGAGUGGAAUCGGUUGUAACGUGUGCCUGUUAUUAUAGAGUUGCUUAUUCUAAAAUUUCUGUAUCAUGCUAAUAAUUAUUGUUGAACCGUUCGAUUUAUGCCAUUAUUCUCUAAAAUAUCUGACAAAGCUUUUGGUAUUGGGAAUGCAAUAGAUUUAACAAUGGAUUUUCAGGUUGAAACUCGAUUCAGGUUGAAAAUAUUAAUGAUUUAUGACAGGUCUAGAAUUUGCUUUGUUUAUUCCGCAUCAGUAAUAAUUAUUGCAUGUUUCGUACCAACUUGCAGAUUAGUUAUUUGAAUAAAAAUAGUGAAUGUUGUCAAUGGUCUCAGACCACACGGAAAGUGUUACUUAUUGUCAAUAUCAUUUUAAGAAAAGGUUCAGAUGUUUGUAAAAUGUUGGAUUUGUCUACCAUCCUUAAGAUUCGAUUCACAGUUUAACUGUCUGUUACAUUCAAUAUUGAUAUGAAAUACUUUUACUAUUGAAAUUUGCAACUAUAUUUUUUUGUACAAAUGAUUAAAAUUUUACUUGGAGGGUGAAAAAUUCUAUUCAUUGAAACCGUUGUAUUGUAAGUCAUCUGCUCAAAAGUGGAAUGAAAAAUUACUGUAUAUGAUUAUGCUAGUUGUGAGAUAAAAGAACGAGCGUAUCAUUCGAAUUAAGAAAUUAUGAUGUUGAGCGAAUUCCUCAUUUACUCUCUACCACUUUCAAUUGCAGUUAAUUUAGAUUUAUUUUCGAAUAUAAUAAUUCUAUAUUUCUUCUUCCAAUAAAUGUAGUGUUCACUAUAUUGCGCAAUAUGUUAUGUGUUUUGAAUAAAUGCAAUUAAAUAUCA